AGAUUACCACGAAUACCAACCAAAACUUCAAUUCGACUUCCUUUCAAAUAAACGCUUUUAUGGCUAUUUUUAAUGAACUUUUGUAACUUUGAAUAAUUAUUUAAUAUGAAUGAAAUUAUAUUCCAUGCUAUCAUCAUUGUGAACAAGGUAAUAUCAUUGAAAAAUAUUUAUUUUAUCAUCGUUGACAUGAAAAUUCUUGUUCAAAAUCGAAUAUUCCAGUGGUCAAAUCAUAAAUUUUAAUGUCACCUGAAAUUAAUCCAGUUUGAAGAAUUAUUUUCAAAGUUUUAAUGAUAAUUUGAAAUUUAACCUCUAAAAAUAUAAUUAACCUUUCCCGCCAAGAAGCGUCUGUAGGAGGGAAAACAUCCCAGAAAAAACGAGUGGACGAGUGGAUGGAGUAGGUUUGUGUUGUAAACUUGUGAAUUGUUGUACUCCAUUGUUUAGUUAGAAGAGUGAAAGAACCAAUAAACCAAGAUAAAAACUAUUUCAAGUACAUGUUUCCUUCAAUUAUUUUGUUUGGUUCAUAUUUUGUUCUUUGAUAAGUUUUAACUAUUAUGACUACUGCAAGUUCUCAAUACUAAUAGAAAUUGAACGAUUUUAAUGACAAAUUGACAAUCCGAAUCAAGAUGGAAACUUUAAACGAUAGAAGUUGGGUGGAUGAAAUGGAAGAUGAAGAAAGUCAUUAUCGUAUAGUUACCCUCAAAACGCCCGAAAAAGAGAAGGAACCAGUAGAAACACAGAGCAGCAGUUCAAGAAGAAAGAUAUUUAUUGUGAAAGAUGAGAAUGCGUGUGACAAUAGUUUGCAAAGCACUGAUCGUGGUACAGAUUCAAUCUCUCCGAAAACUAACACUUCCUACGCCAAAAUUCUCAAAUCGUCGUCGCCAGAGGCAAACAGCUGUAAACUUCCCGUGAGUGACGCCACUCCCAAAAAAGAUUUCCUCCAAGAGGACAUCAGUUUGUCCAGUCAUUUGGAUGUUUUCCACGUUGCAAGUCCUUGCAAAGGAAAGGAGAAGAAGGCAUCGACAGAAGGUUCAGUAGUUGAUAAAGACGAAUUCCCAGAGUUGAGUCCGUGGUCGCGGAAGAUGAAGAAUCCGACUAAAAAAUCGCAUGCUGAAAGUAAUGAUAUUAAGGAUGUAACUCUGAAACAAACUGUGAAAAGCGAGAGUAAUGUUGAUGAUCAGAACUCUGAUCCGGCUGCUAGACGACGUAUGCUCGAUGACUCGAAAGCCAGGCGUCUUCCUCCCGAUGACGUCCUCAUGCCUAGUCCGAGUAAAAUCACGCGGCAGAGCACCCGUAACACGGAGAACUCGCCGGCCGCCAGUCGGACUCCCAGAACGCCGCGAAACGAGCACCGCAAACGACAGAGAGACUAUUCGUCCCCAUCUAGUACAGGAGGGAGCAGCCGCAAGUAUGAGACUGAUCCUCUAGUAUUGUCUAGAAGGCAAAAGCAAAUUGAUUAUGGAAAAAAUACAGUUGGCUACGAUAGAUACAUUGCAUCAGUACCAAAGAGAGAACGCGACAAGAAUCACCCGCAGACCCCGCCAAUGCACUUGCAGUACAGUCGCCGGGCGUGGGACGGCCUCAUCAAGAUUUGGCGCAAGCGACUUCAUUUCUGGGAUCCACCUAGUGAGGGUGGUGGUGAUCCUGCUCUACUUGAAGACGACGAAUCGAUCGGUGACAUGUCACUGGACACCAGCUCCGUGGUGUCCACACCACAACAGGAGUCGAAGAGAAGGAGAGGCAUGGAGCACCACGGCGGAGAGACAAAGAGAGCCAUCAACAAUGGCGUCUCAAUGGACGAUGAUGACGAUGAGGACGGAUGCAAGCCACUCCCCAUCGAGGACUGGAUACUCAUGGGAGAAGGAGAUGUCAAACAAGAAGAAGACGAAGACAAACCAGUUAAAAUAAAACAGGAAAUAAAGGAGGAGGAGGAGGAAGAAGAAGACGAUGAUAUUGAUGACGUUGAAGACGAUGCCGAGAAGAAAAUCAAGAUAGAGUGUCCCUAGACACCCACCAAAAGUUUUUUAUCAUGUGUGAAUAUCUAGCUCGAAUUGAGCUUUAUUUUUCUAGAUUAAUGUUUUUUUUUCAUUUUUAGUACGGUACUGUAUACAAUUUGACAGUUGUGUAAGCAAUAUAGAUAAUGUAAGUUUGAUAAAAAAUAACUAUACUGACAUAUUAUCCAGUAUUGAUUAAUAAAGAAAGAUUUUUCUAAGAAAGUUCUCCCAGUUCUAUGUUAUGUAAAUGAUCUCUUUAUUGGUAGCGAAGGUAUUAAAAGGUUCAUUUCUUACUAACCAUUCAUUA
Nilaparvata lugens (brown planthopper) is the source of this 2298-nucleotide messenger RNA. RefSeq names its product YTH domain-containing protein 1 (gene Slbp). The transcript is spliced from 5 exons. Gene Ontology annotation, cellular component: cytoplasm; histone pre-mRNA 3'end processing complex. Gene Ontology annotation, biological process: mRNA transport; mRNA 3'-end processing by stem-loop binding and cleavage. Lineage: Eukaryota; Metazoa; Arthropoda; Insecta; Hemiptera; Delphacidae. Gene Ontology annotation, molecular function: histone pre-mRNA stem-loop binding; mRNA binding. The record is from RefSeq and is a predicted model, not a curated record. The coding region runs from base 624 to 2003 and encodes 459 amino acids.